Molecule: messenger RNA, 2648 nt
Organism: Rana temporaria (common frog)
Lineage: Eukaryota; Metazoa; Chordata; Amphibia; Anura; Ranidae
Product: E3 ubiquitin/ISG15 ligase TRIM25-like
Exons: 1
Coding region: 123-1703 (526 amino acids)
Molecular function (GO): zinc ion binding; protein binding
Source: RefSeq, a predicted model, not a curated record
UUCCUCAAGAUAAAAGCUGCAAGACCAGCUCAGCCCCUCCCUGUGCCGAGGAAUGUGAGACGCCCUUUGGAUUUUCGUUGUCGGAGACUUUUUAGUUUCAUUUCUCUCUUCUGCUGUCAGCGAUGGCGUCUGCUGAUCUGAGACUGGAGCUGGACUGUUCCAUCUGCCUGAACAUUUAUACGGAUUCUGUAAUGCUGAGCUGUGGACACAACUUCUGCCGGGUCUGUAUUGAUCGUGUGUUGGAUACACAGGAGGGGUCUGGAGGAUAUUCCUGUCCUGAGUGCAGAGAAGAGUUCCGGGAUCGGCCUGUACUGCACAGGAACAUAACACUACGUAACAUAGUGGAGACUUUCCGGUCUACUCAGCUGGAAGAAGGGAAGACUGGAAUCUUCUGUACUUACUGUAUUCACUAUCCUGUACCUGCUGUUAAAUCCUGUCUGCAUUGUGAAGCUUUUCUGUGUGAUAAUCACCUGAGAGUCCACAGCAAGUCACCAGAACAUGUCUUAACUGAUCCCACCACUUCCAUGGAGAACAGAAAAUGCUCCAUCCAUAGAGAACUUCUUAAAUAUUACUGCACUGAGGACUCUGCCUGUAUCUGUGUGUCCUGCAGUUUGGCCGGAGAACAUCGGGGACACAAGGUGGAGACUCUGGAUGAGGCCUCUGAGAAGAAGAAACAGAAACUCAGAAAUGAUCUGCAGAAAAUUAUGACAGAGAGAGAGGAGACGGAGAAAAGAGUCCAGAGUCUGCAGGAUCGCAGAAGAAAAGUACAAAACAUAUCAGAGAGAGUCACUGCCCUGUUCAUAGAGCUCAGGAGACAUCUGGAGGACCUGGAGAAGAGAGUCCGGAGGAACAUCUCCAGCCAGGAAGAGAGGAUCUCAUUGUCUGAUCUGAUCCAUCAGCUGGAAAUAAAGAAGGAGGAUCUGUCCAGGAAGAUGAAGGACAUUGAGGAGCUGUGUAACAUGACUGACCCACUGACUGUCCUACAGGAAUCAGACACAGGGGACUUGUGUGAUACUGAGGAGGGAGAUAAUGAGGACAGAGAGAGACAUGAUAGACUCUUCCAUGAUGGAGGGGAUCUGGAUGUGUCUGGAAUCUCACACACAUUACACACAGGGUUAUCUGAUAUGAUAAAAGGGGGAUAUGUAACAUUCUAUAUACAGGAAGCUUCAGACAUAUUACUGGAUGUGAACACAGCUCAUAAUAAUCUACAGAUAUCAGAUGACAUGAAAACUGUAUCCUUGUCAGAUAUAAAGCAGAAUCGUCCAGAAACACCGGAGAGAUUUCCGUGUCGGUCCCAGGUAUUAAGCAGUCAGAGAUUUUCCUUGGGGCGACAUUACUGGGAAGUGGAUGUCAGUGAGUCAGAACAUUACAGAGUCGGGAUGUGUUAUCCCAGUAUAGAGAGGGGAGGAGAGCAGUCACUGAUUGGAGAUAAUAACAAGUCCUGGUGUUUGCGCAGGUAUAGCGGUCAGUGUUAUGUAAUACAUGACAAUAAACCGAUCAUCAUAUCUCCCGAUCUCUCCAGUAACAGAGUCAGGAUCUAUGUGGAUUAUGAGGCCGGGCAGCUGUCCUUUUAUGAUCUGUGUGACCCAAUCAGACACAUCCACACCUUCACCACCACCUUCACUGAGCCCCUCCAUGCUGGGUUAGCUGUAGGAAAAGGUUCUAUAACAACAUCUGGGGGUAAAAAGCGACGUGAGAAAUAAUAAUAUAACAGAAAAUCUGCCCAAAUCUGCUGACAUCACAGAAAUAUGAAUCUGAUUAUUUUUAACCAACAGAAUAAUGCCGUAGAUUCAGUAGAUUACAGCUUGCCAAUACUUAGAUGUUCUUCUUUCGGCCUUUUUGUUUUCAAUUAUUUUUACCUAGAGAUCCUGCCAGUAACACACUUCCUGUCCUGGGGUGACACAACUCACUCAUAGUACUAUACACCGUAGAUUUUUAGGUACCGUAAUUUAGCACCAUUCCACCGGCGUACGCAAUUUUAAAGCAUGACAUGUUGUGUAUCUAUUUAAUAUAUCAUAAUAUCAUCUUUUAUAUUUUAGAAAAACAUAUGGGUAAUAUAUUGUGUAUUCAAAUUCAUGAAUUUAUUUUUUCUCCAAAAAAACUAUGCAACACCCAAUGUUUUAUUCUCUAGGCCACCAUUUUAUUCUCUAGGGUUUCUGCUUAAAACAAUAUAUAAUGUUUGAGGGUUUUAAGCAGUCUUCUGCUGAUUUUUACAUAUAGGAGAGGAAUAUCGAACUGCAGAGUGCACAGGACAGCACUGGAUUUCUGGCAGGAUUCACAUGUAAUUUAUACACUUAUUAAAUAGCUAUAACAAUAUUCUUUCAAGUGUAUGUUUAACAGAUCAAAAUGAAGGAAAUUAGUGAAGUUCCUUGGUAUCUUCAUUGUAGUUUAUUGUUGCUGUCAGACAGAAGUGUACAAAGCUGUAAAGCUCUAAUUAGCUCAGAGUGACGCCCCUCCCCCCUCCCCCCAAUGCUGCUGUGUAGGUGAUUACAGGAAGUGAUAUCAGGACAAAUUCAGAUAUAUACAACAGUUCUAGGCUUUUUAAUUAAUACAUAAUUGCAUUAAAAUAGAACUAUAGGCAAAAUUGUAUUUGUUCAUUUUGGAUAGAUCAAGGGAGGGUUAUAACCCCCGUCAGAUUUUUUAUUUUU